Sparassis crispa is the source of this 2169-nucleotide messenger RNA. RefSeq names its product AP-2 complex subunit beta. The coding region runs from base 1 to 2169 and encodes 722 amino acids. Gene Ontology annotation, biological process: vesicle-mediated transport; intracellular protein transport. Gene Ontology annotation, molecular function: clathrin binding. The transcript is spliced from 10 exons. NCBI's taxonomy places the organism in Eukaryota, Fungi, Basidiomycota, Agaricomycetes, Polyporales, Sparassidaceae. The record is from RefSeq and is a predicted model, not a curated record. Gene Ontology annotation, cellular component: membrane coat.
AUGAGUGGUCAAGGGGGUCAAGAUGCGAAAUUCUUCCAGCGGGGGAAGAUACAGGAAUUUCGUGCAGAGUUGCAGGCUGCAGAAAGCAAGGACAAGAAAUUUACGAAACGUAAGACUGUUCUGAAGAAGAUUGUUGCCAAUAUUACGAUGGGCAAUGACAUGUCACCGUUGUUCACGGACGUCAUCCAAUGCUUGGGCAUACCACUACUUGAGAUCAAGAAGAUGGUUUAUUUGUUUCUCGUCUGUUAUGGCAGGUCAAAGGCAGACCAAAUACACCUCGUAAUCCCUAGCUUUCUACAAGAUUGCAAUGACCGUAAUCCACUUGUCCGCGCUCUAGCAAUCCGGACGAUGUCCUACAUACCUAUCCCAGUCGUUACCGAGGCACUGACAGAACAACUCCGACAUUGUCUAAAGGACCGGGACCCAUACGUUCGCAAGACUGCCGCUAUUUGUGUUGCUAAGCUGUACACAGCGGAUCCACGCAAGGCCGAGAGAGGUGGCUUUGUGGAGAUGUUACGAGAUUUGAUGCUCGAUAGCAAUGCCACUGUCGUCUCUAAUGCAGUGGCAGCCUUGUCCGAAAUUGGUGAUAGACAAGACGGCGUCAUCUUCAAGUUGAAUUUGACUGUGGCAAACAAACUCCUGACGGCAUUGGGUGAGAGUUCGGAAUGGGGCCAGAUCUAUAUAUUGGAUUCGCUGUUACGCUAUGUGCCCGAGAGGCAUGAAGAUGCCGAGCUUAUGGCAGAGCGUAUCAUAGUCCAACUACAACAUGCCAAUUCUGCGGUGGUGUUGACAACUAUCAAAGUUCUACUGUAUCUCAUGAACUACAUGGACAACCGCCGUCUUAUGGAGUACAUAUGCAAGAAGAUGGGCCCCCCGCUAGUUACACUUCUCUCGUCGGGGCCGGAAGUUCAAUAUGUAGCGUUGCGGAACAUUCUUCUUAUUAUUCAGCGGCGGCCUUCAGUCCUCAAGAAUGAUGUCAAGGUAUUCUUCUGUAAAUACAACGAUCCAAUAUACGUCAAGUUGGCCAAACUCGAGAUAAUGUAUCGGCUUGCACGCGAAGAGAACGCCAAGGAAGUGUUGGCAGAACUACAGGAAUAUGCCUCAGAAGUCGACGUUGAUUUCGUGCGCAAGGCUGUGCGCUCAAUUGGCCGUCUGGCCAUCAAAGUCGAACCUGCCGCGGACGAUUGCAUCCAAGCGUUACUAGAUCUCAUAGAGACGAAAGUAACAUAUGUGGUACAAGAGGCCGUCAUUGUCAUCAAGGAUAUUUUCCGACGUUAUCCCGGGAAAUACGAAGGAAUCAUCCCUACUCUCUGCGAGAAUCUUGAUUCUUUGGACGAACCGGAGUCGAAAGCAGCGAUGAUCUGGAUAGUGGGCCAAUUCGCAGAUCGUAUCGACAAUGCGGACGAGUUGAUGGAUGAUCUCACCUACACCUUCAUGGAAGAAUCCGUUGAGGUUCAACUAGCACUGCUGACUGCGUCAGUUAAGCUGUUCAUCUACAAGUCUCAAUCGGAUACUAGCAAAGCUUUGGUUCACAAAGUCCUGAAAUGGGUCACAGAAGAGGUAGACAAUCCCGACUUACGAGAUCGCGGGUUCAUGUAUUGGCGCCUUCUCGCUAUUAAUCCAGCUGUAGCUGGAGAAAUCGUUUUGGCUGAGAAACCGGCGAUUACCACGGAUGCAGACCGAAUGGACAGAGGAGCAUUGGACCAGCUUCUACUCCACACUGGGACGCUGGGAAGCAUAUACCACAAGAAUCCGGAGACAUUCAUCCGCAAUGCCGCAGGCAAGGCGUUGACUGACAGUCCCGCGCUGAACACGUUAUCACGACAAGUGCUCGUACCUGUUGCACGCAAUAACCUUCCACCCACAGCGAUACGCAUCCCUGGCCCUGGACCUCCAGAGCCACCUAAACCAUCUGCGGAACCCGUGCGGACAAACGGCAGUCUAAUGCCCGUACCGACGGCCUCGAGCUCCAACACGGACUUGAUCGACGUGAGUGCAUCGCAGGAGGGAGGUGAGGAGGGCGAUGGUGAAGGCGAAGGUGAGGAAGAGGAGUAUGCUGCGGCGCCCAUGGGCACCGUUGAUCCCUAUGCGAACCUGGACAAUGCCUUCGAGGGUUACCUUGCGGAUGAGCCACGGCCGCAGACGAAUAACAUGUUAUUACAGGCGUGA